AUGUUCACCUGUGCGCGGUCUCUGUGUUCAGCCGCGGCUCUAUUCCUGGCCAUUUCCCUGCAAUCAUCCAAUUCACCACCUAUAACGCUGAACAUGUGCACGCUCCCGGGGAAAGAGACUCUGAUUCCCCAUGUAACGGCGCUGGUGAAACAGUGGCACGAAACCAUCCAACACUACUACUGCGACUGCUACAACUACUGGACGCCGGCACCGUUCACACACCAGCCCACUCUCCGCGAGCAGCUGCUCAGAGAAUUCCCUGAAGAUCCCGUGGGCGAAUUCCCCGCGUGCAUCUGGCAGACAUCCACGUACACCACCGCUGGCCUCGUGCGCAACGCCAGCCUCCAUUCUGCAGAGGCUUCUCCGAAGGCCGUGCCCUACCCGCCCUGUUCCCACGCCGUCUUGACCGACGACAUGCAACGGGGCCUCAUCCAGGAAUUCUACGGCCAUAUUCCAGCCAUCAUGGAGUCUCUCGACGCCGUCCCAUCCGCGGGCGCGAGGGCCACCUUCUUCCACUUCCUCGUGCUCCUGGCACGCGGCGGCAUCCACGUCGACGUCGACGUCGGUGCCACCACCACCACCACCCCUCCCGGCACCGUGCAGGCCUGGGCCAGUCAGUUGCCCAAGGAUUCGUCGGCCCUCGCAGGCUUGGGGCUUCUCGUUGCCGCGGUGGAAACAGACACCAGCCCGCCCAUCCCACCGCAGGAUGCGUCCUCCGGCACAGGAGCAGAAGUAGCAGCGCCGAUCCUAACCCCGAAUAUGAUCAUGUCAAGACCAGGGCACCCGGUCCUUCGGGAGCUGGUAGCUACGGUUAGCGAGCGACUGCUCCAGGCGAAACACCGCGUCUUCCUCCGGCGCAGCAGCCUGGAUAAGAUCGUCGCGGACAGUACCGGACCCGGAUUAUGGACCGCUACCGUGAGCGAGUAUCUCCGCGACCACCGUCUACGGGAAGUCGCGUCCGCUGCGGAGGGCAAUACCACCCUUCCACCUGACUGGGAUUUUCGAGAAUCCACGCAGAUCAGUGAUACUUUAGUCAUCUCUGUCAAAGAACUGGGCCCGGGGGUUGUUGAGCAGGUCCAGCCAAAGCGCGCAGAACCGGAGCGGCAUACGGAGAAGUUGAACUGA
Messenger RNA from Aspergillus steynii IBT 23096, 1125 nucleotides. RefSeq lists its product as uncharacterized. The record is from RefSeq and is a predicted model, not a curated record. Gene Ontology annotation, molecular function: alpha-1,6-mannosyltransferase activity. Gene Ontology annotation, cellular component: mannan polymerase complex. The transcript has a single exon. Gene Ontology annotation, biological process: protein N-linked glycosylation. The coding region runs from base 1 to 1125 and encodes 374 amino acids. Lineage: Eukaryota; Fungi; Ascomycota; Eurotiomycetes; Eurotiales; Aspergillaceae.